AUGUGGUACACUAAAAAUGUCUACGUUAUCUGCGCUUUUGCCGCGAUAGGCGGUGGUCUUUUCGGUUUCGAUAUCUCGAGUAUGUCUGGUGUUCUUGGAACGCAGGCAUACGUCAGAUACUUCCAUAACCCUCAAUCUUAUGGCCAAGGUGGAAUAACCUGUGCUAUGCCUGCUGGAUCACUCGUCGGUGCUUUGUCUUCCUCUUUCAUCGCGGAUAGAUGGUCCAGACGAGCUAGUAUACAAAUCGCGUGUAUCUUUUGGAUUAUUGGUGCCAUUAUUCAAUGCGCUUCUGUCAACGUGGCCAUGUUGGUUGUCGGUCGAGUCAUUGCUGGUAUCUGCGUUGGUAUUGCUUCGUCGAUCUGUCCUGUCUAUCAAUCCGAGAUUGCACCAAAAGAGAUCAGAGGUCGAGUCGUCUCUCUUCAACAAUGGGCAAUCACAUGGGGCAUUCUUAUCCAAUACUUCAUCCAAUAUGGUGCUGCAACGAUUGGAGGUGGCGCGAGUAAUCCAAACCAACCUACCUCUGCUUUCCGAAUUCCUUGGGGUAUCCAGAUCGUUCCCGCCGUCAUUCUAUUCUUCGGAAUGUACUUUCUACCACGAUCUCCCAGAUGGUUGGCCUCCAAGGACAGAUGGGAGGAAGCGAUUAAGGUUAUUGCAGAUCUUCAUGGUGGCGGAAAUGUGAACCACCCAAAGGUUCUCGCGGAAUAUCAAGAAAUUGAGGAGGCUCUUCGAUUCGAACGUGAGGAAGCUGUCAGCAGUUACAAGCAGCUUGCAGCUCCACGCAUGUUCAAACGUGUUAUCUUGGGAAUGUCCAUCCAAAUGUGGUCCCAACUUUGUGGAAUGAACAUCAUGAUGUACUACAUCGUUUACAUCAUGCAAGGUGCAAAUAUUGCCAACCCAUUGAUUACAGCAUCCAUUCAGUAUAUUUUGAACGUGCUGUUGACCCUACCCGCAAUCAUCUACCUUGAUCGUUUCGGACGUCGCAAAGCCAUGCUCAUCGGUUCCGCUCUUAUGAUGAGUUUCCUUUUCAUUGCUGGUGGACUUCAAGCAGGCUACGGAGAACCCAAUAACACAAGCAAGACCCAGACUGAAGAAAAUAAAAACCUUACCUGGGUUGUCCACGAGAAGAAGGGUGUAUCGUCUGCUAUCGUCGCUAUGACAUACCUAUUUGUUUGUGCAUUUGCAACGACCUGGGGACCCUCAUCGUGGACAUACCCAGCCGAAAUCUUUCCAAACAAGAUUCGUGCGAAGGCUGUCUCUCUCGCGACCUCUUCCAAUUGGUUCUGGAACUGUGUUCUCGCUUUCGCAGUUCCACCAUUGUUAAAGAAUAUCAAUUGGAAGAUGUACAUGAUCUUUGGUACAUUCAACGCACUUGCUUUCAUUCACAUUUUCUUGGCGGCACCAGAGACUAAAGGAAGAACCCUCGAAGAAAUGGAUGAAGUUUUCAACAGUGGACUUCCAGCCUGGAAAUCACUUCCGAAGGGAUCAAGAUUGGACCAACUUGCCAAGGACAUCGAAGCUGGAGACCUCAAGGUCACAGCCCCAAUUGGUGGUGCUGGCAACGUUGGUGGCGUCGGCGGUGUUGGUGGCGUUGGCGUUGGCGGAGUCACUGGCGAAAAGCACACUCAUCACAACGAUGAUGUACUUACUCCAGACCGCACUCAUCAUCGCGAUGGGGUCACUAAUGUACAGCACGUUCAUCGUCACGAUAUCGAUGAUGAGAAGGCUACGGCGAUCUAA
This is a messenger RNA of Sclerotinia borealis F-4128, 1737 nucleotides long. The record is from the annotation of a GenBank genome assembly. Lineage: Eukaryota; Fungi; Ascomycota; Leotiomycetes; Helotiales; Sclerotiniaceae.